AUGGACGGCGGCAAGCUGCAAACAGGCGACAGCACUACCAUCGUUCACACUAUAAAUGAUAAUAUUUCCAUAACUGUAACAGAGACUGUUGAUAUUAAUACCGGUAGCACUAGUACGUUAGUUACAGACACUCUCACUCCGAAUAGAAUAGAACUAGAGGUGGCUCUUUCAGAUGGGCAAACACAAUACUCGAACACUUCAACUACUCAACUCAAUCCAAUAGACUUCCAAGAAGACAGUAUAUCAAAAGACUCUCCUUUCGCCUUUACUAUCACCCAACUGUCAUCUCUCGUAGACCCGAAAGACAUAAUACGUUUAAAAAAUCUCGGGGGAAUCGAUGGUAUCGUGAAAGGACUUCAUACUGACCUUCAUGCCGGAAUAUCAAACGACGAAAUAGCGUCAUUAGAACCAAUAACUUUAGAAGAAAUAUUUGGAAAAAAACAAUCAGAUGCUACAAAUCAUACAUCACCUGCGACAUUAACCACUCCUUUUGAACAACGAAUAAGUGCGUUUGGUGUCAAUGUCCUUCCCACCCGUAAACCAAAGUCAAUAUUCGCGCUAAUGUGGAUAGCCAUGCAAGAUAAAAUAUUAAUCUUACUCGCCAUUGCUGCUGUUAUAUCCCUUGGGUUAGGGUUGUACGAAGAUUUCGGAGUCAAGCAUCCUGAUGGAGUACAACAACCAAAGGUAAGUUGGGUCGAGGGAGUAGCCAUCAUUGUGGCUAUAUUUAUCGUAAUCAUGGUCGGCAGUGUAAACGAUUGGCAGAAAGAAAAACAAUUUCAAAAACUGAAUGCAAAGAAAGAGGAUAGAGAUGUUAAAGUUAUUAGAGAUGGUAAAGAGCAGCUGCUGUCAGUACACAAAAUUCUAGUUGGCGAUUUGUUACAAUUGGAACCUGGCGAUAUUAUUGCUGUUGAUGGAGUAUUAGUCAGUGGUCAUAAUCUCAAAUGUGACGAAUCGGCCGCUACUGGAGAAAGUGACGCUAUUCGAAAAUUAAAAUAUGACGAUUGCAUAAGCGAUUCGGAUGUAAAGGCCGACCCAUUCAUCAUAAGUGGCAGUAAGGUCAUCGAAGGUGUUGGUACCUAUAUUGUCACAACAGUAGGAGUUAAUUCGUAUCACGGGCGUACCAUGAUGUCCCUUAGAACUGAACCAGAAGAUACACCGUUACAGGAGAAAUUAAACGAUCUCGCAGAAAAAAUAGCGAAAUUGGGAGGAGCAGCAGCAUUGUUAAUGUUUGUUGUGUUGUUGAUCAAGUAUUUUGUUGCGUUUAAAGACGGCGUCCCUGCGGCUACGACAGUUGUUGAAUCUCUGACACGAAUUGUAAUAUCGACUGUUACUGUCGUUGUCGUGGCUGUACCUGAAGGAUUACCAUUGGCUGUUACACUAGCUCUCGCGUUUGCUACAACGCGUAUGUUGAAAGACAACAACCUCGUCCGUGUUCUCUCGGCCUGCGAAACAAUGGGCAAUGCUACAACAAUAUGUUCUGACAAGACGGGCACCCUCACUCAAAACAAGAUGACGGUCGUCGCCGGCACAAUUAGCCAAUCGGUCUCGUUUGUAAAGGAUCCCGUAGCACAUUCGCAAUCGCUCAAGAACAGGCCGCCUACACUAUCCAUCAAACAACUAGAGAAUCCGAUGGCUAUAACCGAUUUGACUAGAACACUUCCUAAGAAUGUUACGCGAAUACUCGAAGAAUCAAUUGCAAUUAAUUCUACUGCGUUCGAAGGAGAAAUUAGGAACGACGGAAAGAUUACUUUUGUCGGAUCAAAGACAGAGACUGCUUUGCUUGAACUUUUAAUAGAGUUGGGCUUGAAGGAAUAUAAAAAAUUGCGCGAGGAUGCUCAAAUAGUACAACUUUUUCCAUUCAAUUCCGAUCGCAAAGCGAUGGGAGUGGUAGUCAAAGUCUCUCCAACAACGUGGCGUUUCUACGUCAAGGGUGCCAGUGAAAUUCUUGUCAGUAAAUCCCGAUACAUAAUAGAUAUCGAGUCGAAUACAGCAGACCCAUCAUCUCUCUCUCCCUAUGCAAAAGAUUUGACGCAGGAAAGUUUGGACAUGUUGAAAAAUAUGAUUACGUACUACGCCGGUCAAUCUUUACGCACUGUCGCCAUGUGUUAUCGCGACUUUGAAGAAUGGCCUCCGGCCAAUAUGAACACUGCGAGUGAAGACAAGGCAUUUGAGGAUUUAUUUAAGGAUGUCACGCUUAUUGGAAUCGUUGGUAUAGAAGAUCCGCUGAGAGAAGGAGUUAGGGAGGCGGUACUUAACUGUAAAAAGGCCGGCGUAUAUGUGCGAAUGGUGACUGGUGAUAACGUAUUGACUGCCAAGUCAAUUGCUACUCAAUGUGGAAUAUAUACAGGUGGGAAGAUAAUGGAAGGGCCAGUAUUUAGGAAUCUACCGCCUGCUGAGAGAGAUGCUAUUAUUCCAAAUCUACAAGUACUCGCUCGUUCCAGUCCCGAGGAUAAGAGGAUACUCGUUAGCAGGCUAAAAGAAUUAGGUGAAGUUGUUGCUGUGACUGGAGACGGUACUAACGACGGUCCUGCACUGAAGACCGCCGAUGUCGGGUUCUCCAUGGGUAUUGCCGGGACAGAAGUAGCUAAAGAAGCAUCCGCGAUUAUUCUGAUGGAUGACAACUUUUCGAGUAUUGUUAAAGCCAUAAUGUGGGGAAGAAGUGUAAAUGAUGCUGUCAAGAAGUUCCUCCAAUUCCAAUUGACUGUUAAUGUAACGGCCGUGCUAUUGACAUUUAUUUCUGCAAUAAGCAGCGACGAGGAGAAGUCAGUGUUAAAAGCAGUGCAACUACUAUGGGUUAAUCUAAUUAUGGACACUUUCGCAGCUCUGGCUCUUGCAACCGACCCUCCCACGCCCGAAUUACUUAAUAGGAAACCUGAGCCACGUACUGCUCCACUGAUUUCGUUUGACAUGUGGAAGAUGAUCAUUGGACAGAGUAUAGUUCAAUUGGCUGUUACUCUUGCUCUGCUAUACAAAGGAGGAGCAUGGUUUAAUUACGGGGACGAUCAAUUGCAAACUUUAAUUUUUAAUACGUUUGUGUUCUUUCAAAUAUUCAACGAAAUUAAUUGCCGCCGACUAGACAACAAGCUGAACAUAUUCAAGGGAAUUUGGGCCAAUCAAUUCUUUAUGUUUAUAUUCGUUCUGAUGGUUGGCGGACAAGUUUUGAUAGUUAGCUUUGGCAAAACUGCAUUCCAAGUGACUAGCUUAAAUGGAGUACAAUGGGCUAUUUCAUUAGGUCUUGGAUUUAUAUCUAUUCCAGUCGGAGUGAUAAUACGAUAUAUCCCUAACGCGCCAUUACUACGCUUAGUAUCUUGUUUGAAAAUACCCGGACAGAAGAAAGGAAAGCCAGCUAAACGUUCAGAGACAUUUGGACUUGGUAAAGAUGAGUGGAAUCCUGCUAUUGCUAAUGUAAGAGAGAAAUUAUUCGUCUUUAAGACAAUUCGCGGCGGUAGACUACGCGCGUCUAGAUUACAUAUUGGACACGAUAAAGAGCGAGCAGCCAAGAGAUCAGAUGCGUUCGCUGCAGCAGCCAUGGUUCCUAGUUUAGUCGCUACAUCAGUCGGAGCGGGAUGGUCACCGAAUGCGACGAACAGAUCGUCUCGACAUCAGAGUAUUAUGCAGUUAGAUUUAGGUCAUACGUUGGCUGAAAUACAAAGAAUGAGUACUUCGAGUAGUACUGUUACCGAGAAUAUCGAGAUGCAGAGGAAUAGUAAUUUAAUUUGUGACUAA
Molecule: messenger RNA, 3726 nt
Organism: Paraglomus brasilianum
Lineage: Eukaryota; Fungi; Glomeromycota; Glomeromycetes; Paraglomerales; Paraglomeraceae
Source: the annotation of a GenBank genome assembly